AUGCCCCAUAUCGAUCCUAUAUCCGUCGUAUCGAAGUUGGACGUGCUGCUCAAAGAGGACCCGGACCCUUCCAUUGAAAUGGCGGAGAUCUGGGCGGAGAGCCUAGGGGACGAUGUCUUUCCCGAACACAUACUCACAUAUGCGUUCCUUCGUCGAGCUUCCAGUCGGCAAGGCUCGAUAGAUGAGAAAUGGGUCGCAGGGCCUUCGGCUGAUAUACAUACUCCGAGUUUAGCACUAGCUGCCCCCGACAUCCUCGCUUCAGGGUCAUCGUCCGGCCCUAGCGACUAUCAAUCUGUACAGGGUUCGCCGUCAUCCCUCUGUCAGUCUCCGCUUCCGUCGUUACCGCUGCAUCAUCCAAGCGGCGACUCGACGGGGCACCUGACACCAGCGAUGAAUCCGUCGUCACUGCUCCUUAUUCCAAAGGUGGAAGAGGCCACGCUCGAGGGCGCCUCAAACGAGGCUGGAUCCCUGUCUCAGACCGUUCGUCUCUCUGGGCCUGUUCGCCCCUCUGGGCGUGCAGCCUCGCAUGCAACGUCGCCUCCCCAACAGCUUGUUAUCCUACCCGAGGAAUUGGCUCAAGGGCUCCGAGCCGCACCGCUUGAUUCGGUCUCUCGGGACGAUAGCGAGAUUCCGAAGACAUUCGCCGACUUCACCCGCUGGUUGCAACAGCUGAACGCCAGCGCCGGUAUAGGGACGCUGUCGUGA
Messenger RNA from Dichomitus squalens LYAD-421 SS1, 705 nucleotides. RefSeq lists its product as uncharacterized. Lineage: Eukaryota; Fungi; Basidiomycota; Agaricomycetes; Polyporales; Polyporaceae. Bases 1 to 705 code for a protein of 234 amino acids. The transcript is spliced from 4 exons. The record is from RefSeq and is a predicted model, not a curated record.